GUCUAUAAAAACCAGCAACGGUGCUCGGCGCCGGUCAUCUUGUUGGGGGAAUCGAUCGAUGCUGCCAGGUUAGGGUGUCGUGUCCGUGACUGGAUUCCCACUUUUUUUUUUUUAUUCCUGCAUCGGUCGUCGUCGUCGGGGCUCCCUUUCCACACUCUUCGAGAGCUCGAUCCCCUUCCUCCUCCUCUUCUCCGCUGUGUUACGAAACGUAGCUCAGGACCUCAAUCCACUUUGUCGCCGGCCGCCGUGAGCCUCUGCAAAUUCAGUCAAAAUGGAAGGACCUGGUAGAGGAGGUGGCAGUGCUGAUGUGGUAUUGCAAAAUUAUAAACUAGGAAAGACUCUUGGCAUUGGAUCAUUUGGCAAAGUUAAGAUUGCAGAGCAUUUGUUGACAGGGCACAAGGUGGCUAUCAAGAUUCUUAACCGACGUAAAAUAAAGAACAUGGAAAUGGAAGAAAAAGUGAGACGAGAGAUCAAAAUAUUAAGACUCUUUAUGCAUCCUCAUAUCAUCCGUCUUUAUGAGGUGAUUGAGACUCUGUCAGAUAUUUAUGUUGUUAUGGAGUAUGUUAAGUCGGGAGAGCUAUUUGAUUAUAUUGUUGAAAAGGGAAGGCUACAAGAGGAUGAAGCCCGUCAUUUCUUCCAACAGAUCAUAUCUGGCGUUGAAUAUUGCCAUAGAAACAUGGUUGUUCAUCGGGACUUGAAACCAGAGAACUUGUUGUUGGAUUCAAAGUGUAAUGUUAAAAUUGCUGACUUUGGCUUAAGUAACGUCAUGCGUGAUGGUCAUUUUCUGAAGACUAGCUGCGGAAGCCCAAAUUAUGCUGCUCCUGAGGUAAUUUCUGGAAAACUUUAUGCAGGACCUGAGGUAGAUGUGUGGAGUUGCGGUGUCAUUCUCUAUGCCCUUCUUUGUGGGACCCUUCCCUUUGAUGAUGAGAACAUCCCAAAUUUAUUUAAGAAAAUAAAAGGCGGGAUAUAUACCCUUCCAAGCCAUUUGCCUGCUCAUGCACGAGAUUUGAUUCCAAGAAUGCUGAUUGUUGAUCCUAUGAAGAGAAUAACUAUUCGAGAGAUCCGUGAACAUGCAUGGUUCAAAACACGUCUUCCUCGAUAUCUUGCUGUCCCUCCACCAGACACUUCGCAGCAAGCUAAAAAGAUCGAUGAAGACAUCCUUCAGGAGGUGACUAAAAUGGGUUUUGACAAGAACCAGUUGGUUGAAUCUCUUCAUAACAGGAUUCAGAAUGAGGCUACUGUUUCAUACUACUUACUUCUGGAUAAUCGGUUCCGAUCUACUAGUGGCUACCUUGGCGGUGAUUUUCAAGAAACUAUGGAUUAUAAUUUGUUGCAUAGGAGUUCAAGUAACAUUCCAGCACCACAUCGCCAACCAGGCUAUAUGGAGCAACAAGUAAUCAGUUCAAGAGAAACUUUCUCUGGCGAAAGAAAAUGGGCUCUCGGCCUUCAGUCCCGAGCUCAUCCUCGUGAAAUCAUGAUUGAGGUCCUCAAAGCUCUACAAGACCUAAACGUUUGCUGGAAAAAGAUUGGACACUACAACAUGAAAUGUCGUUAUUGUCGUGGCUUGCCCAAUACCGAAAGCAUGCUUAACAGCUCUCCUCGAUCCAACGAUAGCUUCAUCGACGAGUCAGCCAUUGUUGAAACUGACCAAGCUGGAAGAGGAUCUGCUGUAGUGAAGUUUGAAAUUCAGCUUUACAAGACAAGGGAAGAGAAAUAUCUCCUCGACUUGCAGAGGGUCAGUGGUCCACAGCUUCUGUUUCUGGACUUGUGUGCUGACCUUCUUGCCCAGCUCAGAGUCCUGUGACCAUACCGACGCUUAGUUCUCUUACUCGUGUUAUCAUGAAUAUACGCUUACUCUGCAGUGACUCGAAACAGCGAUCUUCCCUCAAAUUGUUGCCUGUUUUUUCAAUGGCAUUUACUUGUUUCUGACAAAAGACUCCCAAAAAAGGUUGAAUAGUUUGUAUAUUCCAUUAUCUAUUCCGUGUUUUUAUAUAAAAAACAUGUCUCCUCAAGUUUUUAGUAAUCGACAAUUAUUUUAGUGAGUAUAAUGAUUUGUGGUCAAUGAUGGACAUUAAAAUUA
Molecule: messenger RNA, 2080 nt
Organism: Zingiber officinale
Lineage: Eukaryota; Viridiplantae; Streptophyta; Magnoliopsida; Zingiberales; Zingiberaceae
Product: SNF1-related protein kinase catalytic subunit alpha KIN10-like
Exons: 11
Coding region: 272-1804 (510 amino acids)
Biological process (GO): protein phosphorylation; intracellular signal transduction
Molecular function (GO): protein serine/threonine kinase activity; ATP binding
Source: RefSeq, a predicted model, not a curated record